This is a messenger RNA of Felis catus (domestic cat), 981 nucleotides long. Its product is annotated as actin cytoskeleton-regulatory complex protein pan-1-like. Bases 73 to 981 code for a protein of 302 amino acids. NCBI's taxonomy places the organism in Eukaryota, Metazoa, Chordata, Mammalia, Carnivora, Felidae. The transcript has 3 exons. The record is from RefSeq and is a predicted model, not a curated record.
AAGGAAAGAAAAGAAGAAAAGAAAUUUGAUGGAGAGAGGGCCAGAGACAAUUAAGAACGCGUGUGCACGCUAAUGGAGGGGCUGCGCGAGCCACUGCGGGUGGACACGAGGCUGGCUGUGCGUGGGCAAAUGCGCAGCGUAGGGGUGCGUGCACUUAACGGAAAGCGUGUCCUCUGCGGUGGGCAGGCCUGUGCGCUGGUGCGAGGGUUGGGGCGCCCGAGCUGUGCGAGGGGUGUUGGAUGCCCAGAUGUACUGGAGGCGGCCGGGGAGCCGGGCGGAGACGCAGCACGGAGAAGGGGACUCUCUCCUCUCCCGCAGCGCCACUCGGCCUGGGAAGGCGGCGACCGAGGGGCACGCUGCGCCUGCGAGCCCCCAGCUCCUCGCACGGAGGUGCCAGGCGCCCCGAAGGCGACGAGGAGGCGUCUACGGCCGAGGCUGAAGGCGUCUGAUCGAGGAGGGGGGGACAGCGGGGGACAAGGAAGCCAGAGGAACCCGAGAGGACGGCGGGCUUUGAAAAGCGCCGCAGGGCGGGCGCACUCCGAGCCCGGCAUCUGUCUUUGGCCCCAGCUCCCGCCGAGGCGAGGCAUCCAGGCUCCUGGCGACGACCCGCGAAAAAACACCCCUCACCUCCCUCCUCUCGGCCCAGGGCCCCGGCUGGAGAGGCUGGGCUCGGCGCCCCGCAGUCAGCGCGCGAACAGCACUCACCUGGGUCCCCGCUUGCCGUGUGCUGCGCCCAGCUCCUGCGCCGUCCCAGGCUCGGCGCCACUGUUCCCCACCCCCCCUCCGCCCCCGGCCCGGCAGCUCUCACUCGCUCCGGCCCGGCCCGCGGCGCCUGAGACAAAGCGGCCGCGACCCGCCCUGCGCUUUCGUUUUCCGCCCGCGCUCGGCUCCCGCGGCUGCCCGCCUGCUCGCGCGCUUCUGGGCGAGUCCAAAAAGUCCCGGGCGCAGCGCAGUCCUUCCCGGGGCGGGGAGAGCGGGUAG